AUCGCUUUGAAACGGCCCGGGACUGAACAAAAUCAUAGGACGCUUGUCAAUUGCUUUUUCGCUCACUGAAGCCGCAGACCCAUCCAACAUACCAUGACCGUCAUGGGUGCGCCUGCAGAGACCGACAUUGCGGUCAAGAGCAUCUCUCCUUAUGGGGUUGCGCGCGCAACGGUGCAGGGCACACCUCUUACGCCUGAGGAGCUCCGCAAUACCGUCGACUACAUGAGUGCAUCAUUGUACCUCUGCCUCGGCAUGCUCUACCUCAAGCAGAAUCCACUUCUCAAAGAGCCACUCAAGGUCGCUCACCUCAAGUCAAGAUUACUAGGUCAUUGGGGUUCGGACCCCGGACAGAUCUUUGCGUGGGUUCACAUGAAUCGGCUCAUCAAGAAAUACGACCUCGAUGCCCUCUUCAUCUCGGGUCCCGGCCAUGGCGCUCCUGCCGUUCUCUCCCAAUCUUACCUCGAGGGUGUCUACAGCGAGGUAUACCCCGAUAAGUCGGAAAACGAGGAGGGGAUGCGAAAGUUCUUUAAACAGUUCUCCUUCCCUGGGGGCAUCGGAAGUCACGCGACUCCAGAAACGCCCGGCAGCAUUCACGAAGGGGGAGAGCUCGGCUACUCCAUCUCGCAUUCGUUCGGUGUCGUCUUCGAUAACCCCGACCUCAUUACCAUUACCAUGGUGGGAGACGGGGAGGCGGAGACAGGCCCGUUGGCGACCAGUUGGCACAGCACGAAGUUCUUGAAUCCAAUCACAGAUGGCGCUGUGCUCCCCAUCCUCCACCUGAACGGUUACAAGAUUAACAACCCGACCAUUCUGGCUCGUAUCAGCCAUCAUGAGCUCGAGGCUCUAUUCAUCGGCUACGGCUGGCAACCGUUCUUCGUCGAGGGUAGCGACCCGGAAAGCAUGCACCAGGCAAUGGCCGCCACCAUGGAACAAUGCAUCACCAAGAUCAAGGCAUACCAAAGGCAGGCGCGUGACUCUGGAAAGGCAUUUCGUCCGUUCUGGCCCAUGAUCAUCCUUCGCAGUCCCAAGGGCUGGUCCGCUCCCCGCGACGUCGACGGCCACUACCUGGAAGGCUUCUGGCGCGCCCAUCAGAUUCCCAUGCCCGACAUCGCCAAGAACAAGGAGCACUUCGCCAUCUUCGAGAAAUGGAUGCGCAGCUACGAGCCCGAGCGCCUCUUUACGUCCGACGGUCAGUUGAUUCCAGAGUUGAAGAAGCUGCCGCCCACUGGCAACCGCAGGAUGAGCGCGAAUCCGGUCGGUAAUGGUGGGCUUCUUCGCAAGCCUUUACUCCUUCCGGACUAUCGUCAUUAUGCCCUCGAGGUGAAAAAGCAAGGCACCACGAGCGGACCUUCAAUGUCCAAUAUGGCCAGGUUUCUGCGUGACGUCGUUCACAAGAACCCGACCAACUUCCGCGUCUUCGGGCCGGAUGAGACAGAGUCAAACAAACUCGGGGCCAUUUACGAGGCUGGGAAGAAGGUCUGGAUGGCCGAGCACUUUGAGGAGGACCUGGACGGCGGAAAUCUAGCUUUUGCCGGUCGUGUCAUGGAGAUGUUGUCUGAGCAUACGGUCGAAGGCUGGCUGGAGGGUUAUAUUCUCAGUGGCCGUCACGGUUUGCUGAACUCGUACGAGCCCUUCAUUCACAUCAUCGAUAGCAUGGUCAACCAGCACUGCAAGUGGAUUGAGAAAGCACUGGAGAUUGAGUGGCGCGUCAAGAUCGCCUCCCUCAAUAUCCUGCUGACCGCGACCGUCUGGCGCCAGGACCACAACGGCUUCACCCAUCAAGAUCCGGGUUUCCUCGACGUCGUGGCGAAUAAGAGCCCCGAAGUCGUCCGCAUCUACCUCCCCCCCGACGGCAACUGCCUCCUUAGUGUCAUGGACCACUGCCUCAAGAGCGAAAACUACGUCAACGUUAUUGUGGCCGAUAAGCAAGACCACAUCCAGUACCUCAACAUGGAUGACGCUAUCACGCACUGCACCAAGGGGAUCGGCAUCUGGGACUGGGCGUCCAACGACCAGGGUGCUGACCCAGACGUCGUCAUGGCCUGCUGCGGCGACGUUCCAACCCACGAGGCCCUCGCCGCUACGGCCAUCCUUCGCCACCACAUGCCGGCGCUCAAGAUCCGCUUCGUCAACGUCGUCGAUCUAUUCAGGCUCAUCUCGGCCGAGGACCACCCGCACGGCCUUACGGAUCGCGAGUACGUCGCGCUCUUCACGGCCGAUCGGCCCGUCAUCUUCAAUUUUCACAGCUAUCCCUUUAUGAUCCAUCGGCUAACAUACAAGCGCCCCGGGGCCAACGUCAAUUUGCAUGUGCGCGGGUACAAGGAGAAGGGCAAUAUCGACACGCCGCUUGAGCUGGCGAUCAGGAACCAGACGGAUCGGUACAGUCUCGCGAUGGACGCGCUGGACCGGAUCCAUGGCUUGCAUAAUUCCGGCAGUGGGGUGAGGGAAAAGUUGCUCGAUGAGCAGAUCCGCAUGCGCAAUUGGGCGUAUGAGCAUGGAACGGAUCCGAAGGACAUUACCGAGUGGAGUUGGCCACUUUAAAGUCGAGGCAGGGGGAGAAUCAUAGUGUGCAAAGACCGAGGCCGGCAGAGUUGUGAGAUGGCGGCCGGAGUUUCGCGCGGUAAGGAAGGAUUGUGAAUCGACGCCACGAGUUAGGAAGACUUAUAAGUAAAUAGGAUGUUUUCACAGUAGAUUCUCCACAUUGGCCUGUGUUUCAGAAUUCAGCCUCCAAACCUCCUAAAGUCAGGUACGCAGCACCGACGUCAUAGCACCGUCGCAAUUACCGUUGAAGUGACGAUGCCCGUGAAGUUUGCUAAUGCCAUCGACAACAACAAAUUGAAGAAAAUGCCACACCCGGGACCUACUCCAUCAAACAUGACGGCAAACACCCAUCUGUAGGCCUAACUGGCAUAUCACAGUCCUAUUUCUCGAUGUGAUCUCAUAUUGUGGCAGUAACCGGGUCUGGGAGAAGU
Messenger RNA from Fimicolochytrium jonesii, 2972 nucleotides. RefSeq names its product phosphoketolase. NCBI's taxonomy places the organism in Eukaryota, Fungi, Chytridiomycota, Chytridiomycetes, Spizellomycetales, Powellomycetaceae. The transcript has a single exon. Gene Ontology annotation, biological process: carbohydrate metabolic process. Gene Ontology annotation, molecular function: aldehyde-lyase activity. The record is from RefSeq and is a predicted model, not a curated record. The coding region runs from base 94 to 2541 and encodes 815 amino acids.